Molecule: messenger RNA, 909 nt
Organism: Chenopodium quinoa (quinoa)
Lineage: Eukaryota; Viridiplantae; Streptophyta; Magnoliopsida; Caryophyllales; Amaranthaceae
Product: F-box protein SKIP23-like
Exons: 1
Coding region: 1-909 (302 amino acids)
Source: RefSeq, a predicted model, not a curated record
AUGGCGAUCUUCAGCCCCUCUCUCUCUCCUCGACUCAAAAACCAUCUUAACCCCUCUUCUCCCUCACAAACUUCCAGAGAUUCUGAGAAAAAUCACACUAAAGUCUUAGUGGCAAACUCUGUUUUCCUCAUAAAAUCUGAAGCUCACCCAAAUCUCCCGCCUUGGUUGUUCACUGGUGAAGAGUUGUUCCCCGGUUCGCUAUCCGUAAGACGGCCUCUUUCUCGGGAUAUCGUUGAGUCUUAUGAAUUGCCUGACGAUUUCCCGUAUGAAUUGGAUUUGUCUAAAUUUCGUGUGUUGGAGUUAGGUAUGUUUUAUAAUUAUAAUUAUUUGGAUGAUAAUACAGUAGUCUCUGAUUUCGAUGUUGACGAUGUUCCGGUUUUGGUACCUUAUACAAAGAUGCCAAAGAAGCCGUCAUUUUCGGAUGAAAAUAAGGUUGUUCUGUUUGUGAAUCCGAAUUGUGAAACUGGCUGUCGAAGUAUUGAUGAUUGUAUGGUUGUGGAAUUGUCUAAAGAGGUAGGUCUUACAGUGAAGAGUCUUAGAAAUGGUGCGAAACGUAAGGUGUAUUUUAUGGGGAAGAGGAAGUUUGAUGAUAUUGUUAGUUUUAAAGGGAAGAUUUAUGCUGUUGAUAGGAAAGGUAGGGUGUGUUCGAUGGAUUAUAAUUCGCUUAAGAUGUCGAGUGUUGUUGAGGAUCCGCCGAGUGGGGGUUCGAGUAAUGAGAAAAAGAAACGAUUAGUCGUGUCAAGUGAUGAUGAAUUGUACUUAGUGUAUAGAUGGUCUAAAAAAGGAAAGGCGGCGUUUAACGUGUUUAAGCUUAAUGAGGAGGAGGAGAAGUGGGAUAUGGUUGAUGGUAUUGGUAGUGAUAGGAUGUUGUUUGUUACUCUUGAUGGUUGUUUUUUUCGCCGCGGUUAA